This is a messenger RNA of Aspergillus saccharolyticus JOP 1030-1, 2156 nucleotides long. RefSeq lists its product as uncharacterized. The transcript is spliced from 4 exons. The record is from RefSeq and is a predicted model, not a curated record. Bases 300 to 1907 code for a protein of 535 amino acids. Lineage: Eukaryota; Fungi; Ascomycota; Eurotiomycetes; Eurotiales; Aspergillaceae.
GUGGCUAGCUGAUGAUUUCAGCUUCCCGGCGUGUCCGACUUCGUGCCCUUGGCUAUGCCGGAAAAAUAGGUCCCAGAGCAAGACACCACGGAGGACCUAUUUGUGGGCAGAGCAUUUCAGACUUGUCACGAGACGCGGGGUUCCUAAUUGUUUGUAGCUAAACGAAAAGCCUGAGUCUGUGCGAUCGACCGACUUAUCAGGCGAGAACUUCCGCAACAGAGGCUUUAGUCGCGAGCUGGUCACUCUAAGCCUGGUGUACUUCGUUUGUCGAAUCUUGUCUGGACGCAAGCCGGCCAAGAAUGGCGAUCGAACAAGCAAGCAGCACAUCGGUGGAGGCAUCUGACCUUGCCCAGCUCUGGCAAGGCGCCGUAGACGAUUAUGAGAAGAGAACCGGGAAGAAUCUUAGGCUGGGGCAGUUCAAAAGUAUGAACGAUGUGAUGACAGGCACGGAAGGCCUGACGACUAAAUUCAAGGACUUUCGCGAUGAUAAAUCCAAGUCGGCCAAAGUCCGAACCACGUUGAAGAACAACAUGUGGAUUAUUCAGAAAGUCGUCAACACCGUCCAGACGGUCGGCACUGCGGUAUCAGCGUUUCCUCCGGCUCUGCCAGCCAGUUUGAUUUUCACGGCUUUUGGCCAAGUUAUGCAGUCAUUCGCCGAUACUUCUGCCGAUUAUGACAAGAUCAUGGGUUUCUUCGAAUUCACACACCGUUUCUUCGAUCGGCUCUCGAUCAUCGAGGAAAAGACACCCGCACUACCUCCAUUUCAACGCUGUGUGACGCGCGUUUUCUCCAGCAUUCUCAAGAUCUGCGCCGUAGCACAGAAGUAUGCGGCGGAGAAACGGUUUAAAAAAUGGUUCGAGAACCUAGUGAAAGGCGCCGAUGGCGAUCUUACCGCAGCAAACAGCGAGAUGGAAGAAGCCAUCAACGAGCUAAGUCAAGCCGUCGGUCUAGCGACCCUGAGGACCAUAGAGGUCCUCGACGAGGUGCUCAAAAGCAUGAACGGACAGGUGGAGUUCCUCGUCGCAAAUGCCACCUUACUCGAUGAGCGGACCGAGGCAAUUCAGUCUAACACCAACACUAUCAUGGAACAAAACCGGGAUCUCGAGUCAAAGCAGGACGCAAUGACGCAGCUGCAGAAGGAAACGCUGGAGAUGGUGAGCGAGCAGUCGCGAUUAUUCAACAAUGUUGUUGGUUACUUCGGCUCAGUUCAGAUGAGCGAAAACUUUGGGGACAGCUUCAAGACCAGCGUCUUGAAGCUUGGGGUAGUGCGGCUGCGACUGGCGCGCUGGGGCCAAUCGGUCGGCCUGGCCAACAUUGAUGAUGUCCAGUCUCUCGAGGUAUCGAAAUUAUCGCCCGACGACAUCCCUCGGGUGUCCGAACUAUUGGAAGGAAUCCUCGACCAAUUCGCUGAUGCGGAGAGGAUCUCUAAGCGCUUCCAGCUGCGUCACCGUAACACGACGGCCAUUCUUGAUCCUAGCAAGGACCUUGACAAGGUUGCCGCAUCGCUGCACCAGAAGAUGAACGACUUGUCGAUAAGACGACAGGGCAAGUCAGAGGGAGCGCCCACAUCAGAGUUGACGCUGUAUGAAGAGAAGAAUUUCACGCGGAUGAUUGAAGACAUUGGUCAGCUAGUCAAUGACCUAGUCGAGCUGUUCCCGGGAGUGGAAGACGCGCAACGCAAGCUUGCGGAGGAAGAGGUGUCAGAGAUGAAGGGCAUCAAGGGCGCACUGCCCAUCUUGAAAGAGGUUGCUGCGGAUCAAGAUAAUUUGUUGACUGAAACUGUGGUGAAGGUCAUUCAACAAACAUCGACGACGACAUACACCAACUCAGUGGUUUUCACAGGGAGUAACUCGGGAUUCCAAGUCGGGAACAACGCAGGGAGAAUUAGCAACGUGCGAUGGAACUGAGAGUGGAAGCUCGCAGAUCAAAAUAGAAUGAUGGUGAUUAUGUAGCGUUAUGGUGAUAUGGGGUGCUGUGAGAGUGAACUUGCAGAUGGUAGAAACUUAGUAGAAGGUAGAAUCCCACGGACGCCUAGUACUCAGCAUCUGGCUGCUGCGAUAUAUGUAUCGCUGUCAGCAUUCAAGCUGUCUCGAUGUCUCUCUUCAUUGCUGAAUCGGCUGGAUCCUGAAACAAUCAGAUAAUAGGGUCAUGACAGA